Molecule: messenger RNA, 1875 nt
Organism: Hippocampus zosterae (dwarf seahorse)
Lineage: Eukaryota; Metazoa; Chordata; Actinopteri; Syngnathiformes; Syngnathidae
Product: heparan sulfate glucosamine 3-O-sulfotransferase 2-like
Exons: 2
Coding region: 567-1580 (337 amino acids)
Molecular function (GO): [heparan sulfate]-glucosamine 3-sulfotransferase activity
Source: RefSeq, a predicted model, not a curated record
UCUAAAGCAAAACUACACCAUUCUCGUUUUCGUUUAGUUAUCACAGCAUGCGUUGCUGUAAUUGCUGCCCACGGCCACAAGGAGGCAGGCUAUCUAUGGAUUGCUAUGAUCGGCUGUCAUGAAGCCCUCGUGCGACCGAUGGAUGCACUGAGUUGAAUUCAUGCAGAGCGUGGUGAAAAUAUUCUCCAGUCUGCUGCGUGAGGGCGGACCAAGGAGGGAGUGCAGCGCGUCAGUCAAGUGUGAGUGACAGCCCAGCGCGGGUUUAAUGCAAAGCUUGAUGUGACGUCACGUUUUUUUUUUUUUAAAGAUCUUGUGCGUGCAGAGAGCCAGACUAAGUGGUCAGACCGCGCGCGUCUUCCCCGGCGGUGCGUCAUGACCAUGGCCGCGAGAGCGGGCCACUCUGAGGAAGGCUUUUUUUUCCUCUACCCCCACGCCCCCCCCAACACACACACGGGAAGUUUUGGACGCGCCUCAGAGGAGACGGAAUGCGAUCUUUUCAAAGCUUUGGAGAGAUUAGGCAAGAUUAAUUAAAGGGGGGGGGAUACAGUGCGGGCAUCCAUGGAGAGAUGGCAUGCGCGCUCGUCUUUAAUCGCCGGCUUACAAAACCAUCAGUGUGCUUGUUGUGCCUGUUCCUUUCCUACGCGGGCUACUGCGCCUUAUUCCACGCGGAGCCGCUCACGCCGCCGGCCUCGGGGGAUCCGGCGGCCGGCGGAGCCUGCGCGUCCCCCGCGGAGGCAUCGCGGGCGCUUACGCCGCGCGCCAGGAGCCGCGCGCCCGGCCCGCCCACGGGGCGCCCUAAGUUCGGCAAUAAAAAGUUGCCCGACGCCAUCAUCGUUGGCGUGAAGAAGGGAGGAACCAGGGCGGUUCUGGAGUUCAUACGCAUCCACCCGGACGUGAGAGCCGCCGGCACCGAGACGCACUUUUUUGACAGGCACUACGGCAGAGGGCUCGAGUGGUACAGAGCGGCCAUGCCGAGGACCCUCGAAGGGCAACUCACCAUGGAGAAAACGCCCAGCUACUUUGUGACAAAAGAGACGGCGCGCAGGAUCGCCGCCAUGUCCCGCGACACCAAGCUCAUCGUGGUGGUGCGCGACCCCGUCACCCGAGCCAUCUCGGACUACACGCAGACUUUGUCCAAAAGCCCCGACUUGCCGAGCUUCCGGGAACUGGCCUUCCGGAACCGAAGCUCGGGGCCGGUGGACGCCUCCUGGAACGCCAUCCGCAUCGGCCUGUACGCCCUUCACCUGGAGAACUGGCUGCGCUACUUCCCUCUGGCUCAGAUGCACUUUGUCAGCGGCGAGCGCCUCAUCGCCGAGCCGGCGGGCGAGCUGGCCCGGCUGCAGGACUUCCUGGGGCUCAAGCGCAUCGUCAGCGACAAGCACUUCUACUUCAACCGCACCAAAGGCUUCCCGUGUCUCAAGAAACCCGAGAGCAGCGGCUCGCCUCGCUGCCUGGGGAAGUCCAAAGGCAGGACUCACGCGCCCAUCGACCGGGACGCCGUCGAGCAGCUGCGCCACUUCUACAGACCCUUCAACGUCAAGUUCUAUGAGAUGGUGGGGCACGAUUUCAAGUGGGACUAGACAUUGGGGCCGACCCGAUCAUCCAAAAGCAGAGCAAAAGGCUAUUUAUUCUGGGAAGAUGGACUUUGAAAACUAUCAAUUGACAGUCGGACGCCUUGAUUUGUACUUUAAGCUAUGAAGCAAAAGCACUUUAGGGGAUUUUCUUGCGUGUUCAUCCAUUCAAUUCCGCCCGUCGCCCGGGUCAAAAGGAAUCUGGGGUCAUCCCACGGUUGGACAACUAAGCGAUUGGAUGCCUGUGAACAUUCAUUCUCUCAAAGAGCGUGGCCCCGCCUUUUUUGAUUUAAAAAAAAAUAUA